Macadamia integrifolia is the source of this 652-nucleotide messenger RNA. Its product is annotated as DNA polymerase epsilon subunit 3-like. The transcript is spliced from 3 exons. Gene Ontology annotation, cellular component: CHRAC; epsilon DNA polymerase complex. The record is from RefSeq and is a predicted model, not a curated record. Gene Ontology annotation, biological process: DNA damage response; leading strand elongation; heterochromatin formation. Gene Ontology annotation, molecular function: chromatin DNA binding; protein heterodimerization activity. The coding region runs from base 47 to 487 and encodes 146 amino acids. Lineage: Eukaryota; Viridiplantae; Streptophyta; Magnoliopsida; Proteales; Proteaceae.
UAACAUCAACGAAUUUGCAACUUAGGGUUAGAGAGAGAGAGAGGCGAUGGCCCAAGCUGCAGCAGAGGUAGAAGAGCUCCCGAGGACUAUCGUGCGCAGGGUGGUAAAGGAUAAAAUCUCCCGGGUAUCCGACGAAGCAGAAAUCUCUGUUAAAAAAGACGCUCUCCUCGCUUUCUCUGAGGGUGCCAGGAUCUUCAUCCAUUACCUCUCUGCUACGGCUAAUGACAUAUGCAAAGAUUCGAAGAGACAAACAAUCAAUGCGGACGAUGUUUUGAAAGCGAUUGAAGAAAUUGAAUUUCCAGAGUUUAUUGGGUCUCUGAGAGCCUCUCUUGAUGCUUUUAGAAGAAAGAAUGCUGUAAAGAAAGCAGGAGCUGCAAAGACAAAGGAAGCGAAGAAGAAAAGGAAAAUGGAAAACAAGCCCCCAGUGCAAAAUGGAGAUAGCUUGCAUGAGGAAGUUGAUGUUGGAGAAGGCAAUGAAGAUGAAUAGAUGAUGCUGCAGAGGUUAAUGACUGAGUGAGUUGGAUGUUUCCCAUUUUUAGACAGACAAAUGUAAAGAACACAAACGGAGCUUCAGUGCACUUUUCUCGUCUUACACAACUUGGAUGUUUCUCAUUUUCAGACUGAAAUAAAAUGAACACGAAUUAAGCUUCAA